Molecule: messenger RNA, 1734 nt
Organism: Thyridium curvatum
Lineage: Eukaryota; Fungi; Ascomycota; Sordariomycetes; Thyridiales; Thyridiaceae
Exons: 4
Coding region: 1-1734 (577 amino acids)
Source: RefSeq, a predicted model, not a curated record
AUGGCCUCUUCGGUGAUGCUUUUCUUCAAAGCCCAGGUCCUCUCCGGGGUGGUACCUGGAGUUACCUCGUUUCUACCUCCGUCGUCGUCCCCUGGAUGGGCGGAGGACAUAAACAAUGCCACACUUGGGUUCCAAAAAGUCUUCGUCGUUGGCUUGCCUUCACGCACCGACCGGCGUGACGGUAUGCUGCUACAGGCGUCCCUCAGCGAUGUCGACAUAGAGUUUGUCGACGGCAUCCUCGGCAAAGAUAUCAAUGAAAAGGCCAUCCCGCAAACCAAGAAGAAAGACGAAAAUCAACGAAUGGGCCUUCCAGUAAUAGGGUCUUGGAGGGCACACAUGAAUGCGAUCCACGAGGUAGUUCGACGAAACCUUUCUUCCGCUUUGAUCCUGGAGGACGAUGUUGACUGGGAUGUACGGAUAAGAGAACAACUUCGCGACUUUGCCUUUUCGACAAAUGCUCUCACGCAACCCUUACGCGCAACUCCUAGCUCCUACUCCGAUCCUACCUUUCCAACCGCACCAUCAGAUGACAGCCCCGCCGUGUCCGUGGCCGAUAUCUCUUUCCAUCACCUCCCGGCUAUACUACCUCCCAGGUUCUCGCCGUAUGGGGAUAACUGGGACGUCCUCUGGAUUGGCCACUGCGGGAUGCACUUCCCAGCCGCCGGCCGCCCAGGAGCGGUCCCGCGAGGGCGGGUAAUCCACAGCGACGACGUGACCGUCCCCGAGAGGAGAUAUCUGUGGACUUUGAACGACCCCUUCACGCUGAAGGACCAGUACCCCGAGCACACGCGGGCGGCGCACCACGUCCAGGAAGGCGUAUGCACAUUGGGCUACGCGGUCACGCAAAAGGCCGCGCGGCAGAUCCUGCACGAGAUCGCGCUCCGCGACGUCAGCGACGCCUUCGACAUCACCAUGCGCUUCUUUUGUGAGGGGGUGCGCGGCCACAGGCGCCACACCUGCCUCACGGUGCAGCCCGCGCUGUUCCACCACCACCGCCCGGCCGGUCCGGCCAAGGCGCUGAGCGACAUUGGCGAUCACGGCGACGAGUUUCGCGAGACGGCCUCGACGGACAUGGUGCGGUGGAGUGUGAGGAUGAAUGCUGAUGUCCUGUUGGAAGGCCGAAGGGACUUUUGGGAUGUCAUCGAUUUGAUUCAAGGUGCAAACGCGAACGGCAUGGUCCAGCUGGGCAGGCAGUUCCUCUCAGCAGCCUACCUCAUGGCCAGUUAUGAUACUGGCAAGUUUCAGAUGCGGAUGGCGAACCCUACCAAUGACCAGAACUUGGUUGCGGUGACCGAGAAGGGCUUCGAGGUCACGGACAACUUCUGUGCCGCCGACAAGACACCUACGGACAGCGGCACAGGAGGUAAUGCUGGAAAUCAGACUGAUCCAAAGACUGGGACCCCAGUUGCAAGGUCCAAAAGUGGGACGCCGGGUGUUAUAUCUGGCGUUGUAAUUGCAGUGUUGGCGAUUGUAUCCCUAAUCGGCAUCGCGACCUGGUUCUUCUUGAAACGAAGAAAAGCCGCCGUUGCAGGAAGAAAAGCCGCCGUUGCAGGGAGUCAGGAUCCGUCGCGAACAUCUCCUCACUACGACGCGUUGCCCUCUCAAACCAAGGAUGUCCACAUGCAGGUCUAUCCAAAGCCUGAGCUACAGGGGUCUUCUCCGGACCCUUCUUCGCACCAGAUUUCUCCACAGGCACCCGGACCGCAUUCGAACUAUCGUUAUGAACUGGCAUGA